Molecule: messenger RNA, 2551 nt
Organism: Aegilops tauschii subsp. strangulata
Lineage: Eukaryota; Viridiplantae; Streptophyta; Magnoliopsida; Poales; Poaceae
Molecular function (GO): protein binding
Source: RefSeq, a predicted model, not a curated record
GGUCAUGGUCAGUCACCACUCCAGCUCCCGUCGCCCGUCGGUACUCCUACUCCUACUCCUAGGCGGGCGAGUAUAGCAGUGUGAUGUGCCAUCCAUCCAUCGUUGAUCGUUGGCUGGGCUGGCAUAGUGAUGGGUGAGUGGGUUGCGGUGGACUGGUGGUGACAGUGAGCUGCAAACCUUGGACAUGAAUUGAGGGGCACCCAUCUUUUCCUGUCCAUGUCUGUCCGAGUGAUGGAUGGAUGGAUGGAUUGAUUGAUGUGUGAUGCCUCACUAGCUCAGCUCCCCUCCGCUUUGUGGCAAAUCGCAUCAGCAACAGGGACCUCCUCUCCUCUCCUCUCCUCUGGUGUGACUAUUUGUUGCGAUUUUUCUUCCACCUCCCCUCUUUCUCUUUCCAUAUCCUCCUGCUGUCUCCUCCUUCCUUGGUUCUGGUCUCACCAACACACACACACACAGAGUCAGAGAGAGUGAGAAUCAAAGAAGAAGAAGAUGGAGAGGAGGAGGAAGGCAAUGUGGCUGUACCCGAAGGUGGUCGGCUUCAACCCUCCCGAGAGAUGGGGGCACUCCGCCUGCUUCUUCGAGGGAGUCAUUUACGUCUUCGGGGGAUGCUGCGGCGGCCUGCAUUUCAGCGACGUGCUCACCCUCAACCUGGACACAAUGGCGUGGAGCUCCCUGGCGACCAAGGGGCAGAGGCCCGGGACACGGGACAGCCACGGCGCCGCGCUCAUCGGCCACCGGAUGCUCGUCUUCGGCGGCACCAACGGCAACAAGAAGGUGAACGACCUUCACGUGCUGGACCUACGCACCAAGGAGUGGAGCAGGCCUCCCUGCAAGGGGACCCCGCCCUCGCCAAGGGAGAGCCACACCGUCACCACGGCGGCCGGCGGCGACAAGCUGGUGGUCUUCGGCGGGAGCGGGGAAGGGGAGGGGAACUACCUCAACGACGUGCACGUGCUGGACCUGCCCACCAUGACGUGGACGUCGCCACAGGUCGCCGGCGAGGUCGUCCCCGCGCCCAGGGACAGCCACGGGGCCGUCACGGUCGGCAACAGGCUCUUCGUCUAUGGAGGGGACUGCGGAGACCGCUACCACGGCGAGGUGGACGUGCUCGACAUGGACACCAUGGCAUGGUCAAGGUUUUCAGUAAAAGGAGCCUCACCUGGUGUCCGGGCAGGUCAUGCAGCCCUUGGCAUUGGAUCUAAGAUCUAUGUAAUUGGAGGAGUUGGUGAUAAGCAAUACUACAGUGAUGCAUGGAUUCUUGAUGUGGUUGAUCGGUCUUGGACUCAACUUGAGACGUGCGGGCAGCAACCCCAGGGCCGGUUUUCUCAUUCAGCAGUCAUCAUGAAUACUGAUAUUGCAAUCUAUGGAGGAUGCGGUGAAGAUGAACGGCCCCUGAAUGAGCUACUCGUUCUGCAAUUAGGCUCCGGGCAUCCAAAUGGCCGAUACAACAUCUCAAUGUGCAAGAUUUUGAGCAACCACUGGAGUGAGGAGAAGCGCAAGCUGUUGAGAGCACAACACUAUGCAAACACAUACUAUACACAAUAUGGUAUGGUACUACAGCACAAGGAUGCAAGUGCAAGCAACGGGGAACUCGGUCAUAAACCUCGAGAAGCAGAAAUUGAGCAAAGAAACCCUUUCCUCCGUGGUCUAGAAAAUGGGCAUGUGAAAAGAAGAAAAACUGGAGAUGCUGGUCCAAAUGAGAUGGAGUUGGAGCAGGAGGAGCACUCACUAUCGCUGUCCCAGCAUUCGUCCCCUUCCCAGUCCGAAAAAGAUCAGGAGCAGAAUGGAGCUCAGAUGAUUUCAGGCGGGUUAAUCUCAUCAGCAAUGCAACCGUUGGUUCGUCUCAACGCCAACGGUUCUCGAAGGACCAGCGGAGGCAUCAAGACUGACCAGUUUCUCCGCGGCAUUGCUCCGCAGCAACGACACGAAAUGCAGUUCCUAACAGCUGAGCCUAAGCAGCAGCACAGGCCAUCCGGUCCACCUCUUAUUGGAGCUGAGGUUCAUGGGACGGUUGAUGGAGCUUUCGACUCGGGGUAUCUCGUCACAGCCGUCGUCAGUGGGCAGCUUUUCAGAGGCGUUCUGUUCGCUCCUGGACCUGGAGUAACAGCACCAAGACCUGUAAUGCAGCAUCAGAUUCUCAAUAGCUCGGCGAUUCCUCCCCAGCACCAGCACGCCCGACCGCUGCCGCAGGCCACAGGCUUUGUACGGCCUGACUACAGUCACCAUGCUCGGCGUGGCUUCCCGGCCAGAGUUGUCAAGUCCGAGCCGGAGAGGAGCGGCAGUGACCUUCACCAUGUUGUGCUCACGCUCGGAGGCCCAGGAGGGGGCAACUGACCCUAUUUUCGGAAACACUUUGAGAUCCUGCUCCUCGCAUUCGUCUGCUGAACUUGCUCUGUAAAAUAUGUUCUACUAGUUGAGCAAAAUAAGCCUUCCUGGUUCUAGGAUUUCUGCGACGGCGGCUCUUAUGUGUAGUGUUAGACCAACUCUAGCACAGUCGUCAUAUGGCCCGGAUCACCAUAAUAAUCGUAUCAAUACGGAUGAUUUUGGCUGGAAA